AUGCCUGAUAUUUUGUACCCUUUACUGGAAGUUUUUGCCUCAAUUGUGAUGUUUAUCGUGAUUCAAGGUCUACAAAAAUGCUGUGAUAGGUAUGCAGAAUUGGCACAAUUUGAGCUGCCAGUCGUAAACCGUCAACCACCAGCAGCUCCACAGCGCGCACCACUAGUUGUAAACCGUCCACCGCCACCACCAUCAUCAUCAUCACCAACUUCAACUCGACCCCAGAUGAAGGGAGGGAAGAAGGAUGAAGUAGUCAUCGAUAUUUAUAUCGAACAGGAAGAUGGGGAUCGUGAAUGCUCUAUCUGUCUAUCUGAAUUCAAAGACCAGGAAUUGUUCCGGCUUCUUCCGUCAUGCAACCAUGGAUUUCAUUUUCAUUGCAUCAAAAUAUGGUUGCAAAUCAGUCGAACCUAUCCAUUGUGCCGCCGGAGUACUGUCAUUGAACAAUAA
Messenger RNA from Fraxinus pennsylvanica, 447 nucleotides. The record is from the annotation of a GenBank genome assembly. NCBI's taxonomy places the organism in Eukaryota, Viridiplantae, Streptophyta, Magnoliopsida, Lamiales, Oleaceae.